Messenger RNA from Formica exsecta, 2754 nucleotides. RefSeq lists its product as uncharacterized. Gene Ontology annotation, cellular component: dystrophin-associated glycoprotein complex; sarcolemma. Bases 751 to 1905 code for a protein of 384 amino acids. The transcript is spliced from 9 exons. Lineage: Eukaryota; Metazoa; Arthropoda; Insecta; Hymenoptera; Formicidae. The record is from RefSeq and is a predicted model, not a curated record.
GCCUCGAUGCAUUAUAUACAUGGGCCUUCAGUUGUCACCGCGACGUCGGCGGAAUCGUAUUGCGCUAUGUGUGUACAUUUAACCGGCGUGCUACCGGUUUAGAGAACGUUUCAAUUAUUAUUAUUAUAAUGGUACGGAUCCGUUCGCAAAGAUAUUUGUGUCUAAGCAAAACGUGUCUUGAUGUGAAAAUAGUGGAGGAACGUAUUCUGGGAGAUUGAAACUGCAUCAACCUGAGAUCUAAUUUUGGUUUCACGUGCUACUAAUUCUGUUUAGUGCACAUGUACGUCGACAUUUAUGGAGUGACGGAUGCGCAGCGCACGUGUGCGAACACGUGGACGCUGACGCCGGGGAAAUCGCCGAUCCAUCGUCUUGUGAGACGUCUGAUCAUCCCUGUUUUAUGCAUCAAGGCAUCCCUCGAACGUGACUUACGACGCGUCGGAUAGGAUUAGGAGGAAAUUCUCUGUCGAAAUUGCCUGCAGAUUGGCAAGCCGUGAGUCAUCAACCACAUCCAAUAUCGACAAUGAACUUAAAUUCGCUUUCGCGGAGGAAGUGAAGGAAUUUGUGCGUAAUACAAGAAAAGAUACAAAUCCAAAUGGCAUUCUGAUAAGAAUUAUAGAUCAUCGUUUCAACUGACACGAGAAAACAUUGAGAUCCGCCGGAAGUGGAGGAAGACAGGAGGGUGACUUGCGGAGUGAAUGUCCUAUGAGCUGCGCACGCAUUCCUUAGGGACACGCGCGCGGUGCGGACACGAUGCAACCCGACGAGGAUAUUCAGUAUGCGCCGAGAAGCCGGCCGGUGAGCUUUUAUGACAACUAUAAGGUCGUACCGAUAAUGCCGCCUUGCGUCACUUCCGCCAUGAGCGUGGGCAAUCUGAACCAGGUCCGCGACGGAAAUGGCACGUCCGCCGUGUCUCAGAGCAACAACAACAACAAGAGCAUUAAUAACAGUAAUAUUAACAACAAUAACAAUAACAGGGUCAGUAGCGCCGUCAGCGCGGGCAACGUAUCGAAGAUUCAUACUCCCAAGGUCACCGGUGCGGUAUCAACUGGGAACAUCGGACGAAUCUCCCGCGGCGAAAAAGAAAAGGAGCUUGGUCGAGCACCAUCGAUGGCCAACUGCUUGUCAACCACGGUUCCUGUCAACCUGGCAGCUUCUCAAAUAGCCGGUCGACAUACGCCUACAAGAAAUUCUUUGAGGCAUAGCAGGAUGAUCGUGAUGCAUCGGACCGGUCAUCAUCGAGAGAAAUUUUUACCUCCUUUGAUCUAUCAUCAACAAUUAGCACGAUGUCUGGCGGUACUGCAGACCAGUCUUGGCAUCGCGGUGACUUUCCUGUCGUUAUGGUUGCUGCUUUGGGCACCGAAUCUUCCCAUCACGGACAAUCCUUAUUGGAGCGGCAUUUCUCUCUUGAUGUCGGGUAGUUUCGGAAUUGGUCUCCUAUGCUGUUUCAAGAAGGAAUAUCCGGAUAUGAGUCCCGGAUUUUGUCUUUCCACCACAAAGGUUGUUAGCGUGUUUUUGGCGGUUCUGGCGACUAUGGCGUGCGUGAGUGCGUGCGUAUUCUCUGCGAUGCACUUGUCGCGACUCAUGGGACUGGAAUGCACUCCAGCACGAGUACUAAACGCCACGUGUGUAUGCAGGCCACGCGGGGAGUCGCCUGAUUCACUCGAAGAUGCAGUCAGAUAUAUGGAUCUUAAUUGUCCCGAGGUAGAAGAUAUUCUGACGAUCCUCCUCAUCUUCUCGUGUACUUGCAACGGAUUAGGCAUGUUGUCAGCAGGAUGUUAUAGUUACCUCCAUUGGAUCACGCGAUACAAGAGGCCAAAGUAUAUACAAGUCAGGACUAACAAUAUGUCCACGAACAAUACGCUCAGCAAUAGACCAAUCUACAAACCGAAAUUGGAAGAGCGAUGACGCUUGCAGAUGCUAUAAUGAUCGAAAUGCUUCCAUUUUGUUGUGAUCCAUCAACAUCUUUCUUGUGAUCGUGGGAUUGAUCAACACAACGUUACAUAUGUAAUGAACAUGAACGAUUAUGAACGAUAAAUCUUAUUCUACAUUAAUAGGUGAAACCAUUCCGAUAAAUAAAAUGACAAAAACAAUUGUUCUAAUGCACAAACGAGAAGAAGAAACAUAUUUUAUACAAAGACAUGAGUAGAGAAAUUUUAAUCGACAAGCUAGAGAAUUCUCUUCGUCACUUUACACUGGAUAACAAAUUCACAAUUUUGCAGAAAGUGACAUAAUAAAUCCUUGAAAAAAAAAAAACGCCCUCAUAAUCGAAAAUCCAAGAUUAGAAAAAGUGUGUGUAUAUAUUUAUUAUUAAUCAUUAAUGAUACAAUAAUGAUAUAAUAUUAUUGAAAUACGAUACAAUAAUGGAUCACUAUAUAGUGGAAAAACAAUUUUGAACUCGAUAAAUAGCGCUCAUUUUUUAUUACGUGAAGGCUCAGUAUUUUUUUAAACUUAAUGUGUGUAUUUAUGUGUGCGUGCAUUUGACAGUGCGUUUGUCUUCCAACUGAAAGGAAUUUGCUGAAACGAACGAAGACUAUAGACUACAUAUUGACUUUUUUAUCCAUUUACAUUAAGACUAAGGCUUAUAAAUGAAACAAGUACCUCAGACUUUUGAAAUAAUAUAAUAUCAAGAUAUUUACGUUAUCUUUUAUACAUUACAUAUAUUAAUUGUAUUUAGUAAAAUAAUAUGGAAUUACAAAAAAUGUCAUAUGUAUUUAUACAAAAUAAAAAUCUGUGGCGAGUAAUAUUGAUACAAAA